AUGGAGACCCAGGCCUCUCCCGUGGCUAUUCAGCGGAGCAUCUGGGAUGGGCGCAUACCAUUAGAGAUCGUUCUUGCGCCUUCCGAAAGCCGAACGUUUGAUAACACUGACCCAUACCUUGUCUCCUGUCAUCGUGUCUCAUAUCUUCCCUCGCUGCUCCCAAGGCUUCGAGCAUUCUUCUCAACCUCUCUGAUCGAGCCCAAUUCCCAACACCAUGAAGGCUGGUUUACCUUUGAGGGUGUGCCUCUGAAAUGGCAUUAUCCCAUCGGGCUAUUGUUUGAUCUCUAUGCCGGCGCAGAGCCCGCCACCAGGAGUAACACUCCAAACCCCGACGCGCAAGAGGAUGAGUCGCCGCUCCCAUGGCGCCUGACCGUCCAUUUCAGUGACUGGCCCGUUGAAGACCUUGUGCGGCUCGAUCCAGAUGGUAUGGUGAUGAAUGACGCGUUCAUAAACAGCGUGAAAGAAGCGGACUUCCUGCGCAACGGUACCGCAAAAGGCAUUAUGAGCCUUUCCAAGGAGGACUCUUCCGGCCUAUGGAAGGCCGUUGAGAAUGUGGACCUUCCAUCCUUCCAGCGAAUUUCAAACACCCUUCUCCCUCCGUUAUCACAGCCGUUUCGCAACGUACCUGUCCGCAUCUUCCUUCCGCUUCCACCAGAUGAGGACUCCCCGUCAUUGAAGGUGGUACAAACGCCGAUUCCUCCGUCUAUACCGACAUCAAGUAUCCAGGCCAGUCAAUCUAUCAGUGCGCGGUCUAGCCCGAGUACGCAGCCUCAGACGGUCGGAAGUGUCUUACACAUGUUGCUUCCAAAUCUGUUUCCAAGCCGGCGUACCCCAGUCCUCGCGAAGCCCGUAUUACAUGGUGCGGUGCUUCCUAUGUCUGCGCCUAUUGAAGAAGUAGUGAGGUGCUCUGCAUAUGGAGAUGGCUGGGUCUAUGUUGUUGUGCGAAUGAUGGGAUAA
Penicillium pulvis is the source of this 957-nucleotide messenger RNA. RefSeq names its product autophagy protein 5. Bases 1 to 957 code for a protein of 318 amino acids. Lineage: Eukaryota; Fungi; Ascomycota; Eurotiomycetes; Eurotiales; Aspergillaceae. The transcript has 3 exons. The record is from RefSeq and is a predicted model, not a curated record. Gene Ontology annotation, cellular component: cytoplasm; Atg12-Atg5-Atg16 complex; phagophore assembly site membrane. Gene Ontology annotation, biological process: autophagosome assembly; cellular response to nitrogen starvation; nucleophagy.